Molecule: messenger RNA, 1278 nt
Organism: Beauveria bassiana ARSEF 2860
Lineage: Eukaryota; Fungi; Ascomycota; Sordariomycetes; Hypocreales; Cordycipitaceae
Product: cellulase-like protein
Exons: 1
Coding region: 1-1278 (425 amino acids)
Molecular function (GO): hydrolase activity, hydrolyzing O-glycosyl compounds
Source: RefSeq, a predicted model, not a curated record
AUGAAGCUGUCUGCCGCUCUCAGCCUCGCGCUGCCCGCGCUCGCCGCCGCCGCCGCCGUCGACAAGCCCGCCGUACCUCUGCACUCCUCGAGCCGCUGGAUCCUCGACCGUGACAACCGGCGCGUCAAGCUGCGGUGCGUCAACUGGGCCGGCCACCUCGAGGCCAACCUGCCCGAGGGCCUGCACAAGCAGCCCGUCUCGCGCCUCGCCGACUGGAUUGCCUCUGCGGGCUUCAACUGCGUGCGCCUCACCUACUCCAUCGACAUGGCGCUGAAUCCGUCCCUGCCCGUGCGGCAGUCCUUUGUCGCCGCCGCCGCCGCGACCGGCGCCGACGCGGCCGGCCUCAUGGCGCUGCAUGACGCCGCCGUGAGCAUGAACCCGUUUCUCGCCAACGCGACCGUCAUUGAUGCAUUCGAUGCCGUGCAGGCCGCGCUCUGGGACCGCGGCGUCGUGACGAUUCUUGACAACCACCUCUCCCGCGCGUCGUGGUGCUGCGACCUCGACGACGGGAACGGCUGGUGGGCCGACGCUCCAGGAUACCUCGCCGCCAACUCGCGCUACUUUGACCGCGACGAGUGGCUGCGCGGGCUCCGCGCCAUGGCGGCCUGGGUGCGCGGCGACGGUAGCAGCAGCAGCAGCAGCAGCAGCAGGCCCGGCAUCGUCGGCAUGUCCCUGCGUAACGAGCUCCGCGCGCACGUCACGCAGCUGCCGGCCGCCGCGGGCGUCUGGCGGGAGAACAUGCGCGUGGCGGCGGCGGCCGUGCAUGCUACCAACCCGGACGUGCUUGUGAUUGUCGGCGGCCUCAACGGCGGCACCGAUUUGACGCCGCUGCGCGGCCAGACGCUGGAUACGACGGCGUGGGCGGCCAAGAAUGUGUGGGAGGCGCACGCGUACAGCUUUACGCUGACGACGCCCGACGUCGGCUCCUGCAGUGUGCGAAAAGCCAACUACGGGCUGCUGUUUGGCUUCGUGCUCGAGCAGGGCAAGGACAGCACCGGGCCGCUGUUCCUGUCCGAGUUUGGUGUCGGCAUGACGGGCGGUGAUGAGGAUGGGCUGAAUGACAAGGACAGCAGGUACCUGGCGUGUCUGCGUGAAUACAUGGAGGGUAACGACGCCGACUGGUCGCUCUGGGCGCUCCAAGGCACGUACUAUGUCCGCGACGGCAAGGUCGAUGCCGAGGAGACGUGGGGCGUCCUGGACAAUGACUGGAAGGACUGGAGGAACCCCAAGUUCAAGGGCAUGCUGGGAAAGAUGCCGGAGAUGACGCAGUUUCCGUGA